Molecule: messenger RNA, 1407 nt
Organism: Saprolegnia parasitica CBS 223.65
Lineage: Eukaryota; Oomycota; Saprolegniomycetes; Saprolegniales; Saprolegniaceae
Exons: 1
Coding region: 4-1407 (467 amino acids)
Biological process (GO): calcium ion transmembrane transport; intracellular calcium ion homeostasis
Cellular component (GO): membrane
Molecular function (GO): calcium:proton antiporter activity
Source: RefSeq, a predicted model, not a curated record
ACGAUGUUUAAGAAGCAAGCGUCCAAGUACCUCAAGAGCCAAAGCGACGACUCGCACGACGCCUCGACGCACAAGGCAGGAAGCCGUAUCGAGGUGCACCACGGCCGCCGCAACCUCCAUACGCAGCAGCUCGAGGCCCGCGUCCGCCACCUCGAGAAGCUCAUCUUGAGCCAGGCCAAGAAGGGCGGCGCCGACGUCGAAGCCGGUUACGGCUCGGUGGGCCUUGCCGUGCAGGAGAACCCGGGCAUUGUCGCCGAGACUUUGCCGCUCAUCAGCAGCCCGUCGCGGCGUCUGGGCGAGAAGCCGAGCAUGGCGCACGCCUACUGGCACCUCCUCACGUCAAGCUACGUCAACGCGCUCCUCUUCCUCAUGCCAUUUGCGAUCUGGUCGUACGUGGCUCAGUGGGGAGACAUUCCCGUCUUUGUCCUUAACUUCCUCACGAUGAUGCCAUUGGCCAACAUCCUUGGCGAGUCCACGGAGGCGCUCGCGUACCACGCCGGCGACACGAUCGGCGGUCUCGUCAACGCGACCUUUGGCAACGCUGUCGAGGUCAUCAUUGCGAUCUUCGCACUCAAGAGCGGCGAGGUCGGGCUCGUCCAGUCGUCGCUCAUUGGUUCGAUGCUCUCCAACAUGCUUCUCGUGCUCGGCUCGUGCUUCAUGGCCGGUCACUUCGGCGGCGCGAAAGAGUCGAGCUUCAACGGCCAAGGCGCGUCCAUCAACAUGUCGCUGCUCUUUGUCUCGAGCUUCACGAUGCUCGUGCCGUCGUACUACCAGUACACCAAGGGCGUCGACACGACGGACGACGCGCGCGAGGUGUCGAUCCUUGGGCUCUCGCACAUCUCGGCGCUCUUCCUUAUCAUUAUGUACGUGCUGCUCAUGGUCUACCAGCUCGUGACGCACCGCGCGGAAGAGGAAGACAACAGCGAAGAGGAGGAGCCGGAGCUCUCGAUGACGGCGUCGAUCGUCUCGCUGCUCGUGGCGACGGUCACCGUCUCGAUCUUCUCCGAGUUCCUCGUCUCGUCCGUCGACGGCUUCACCGAGACGGCCAACAUCCCCAAGUCCUUUGUGGGCAUCAUCCUCCUCCCGAUUGUCGGCAACGCUGUCGAGCACGUGACAGCGGUCAAGGUCGCGCUCAAGAACAACAUGGAGCUGGCCAUGAGCGUUGCGAUCGGGUCCGCGACGCAGAUCUCGCUCUUCGUCGUGCCCGUCUGCGUCGUCGCCGGCUGGAUCAUGGGCUCGCCCAUGUCGCUGGCCUUUAACGCGUUUGAAGCCAUCACGUACGUCAUUGGCACCAUCAUCGUGUACGUCAUCGUCGCCGACGGCAAGUCCAACUGGCUCGAAGGCGCGAUGCUCAUCAUCCUCUACUGCUUGAUCGGUGUCGCGCUCCUCGAAAUCGACAUCAACUGA